This is a messenger RNA of Pistacia vera, 1248 nucleotides long. RefSeq names its product protein YIPF1 homolog. Gene Ontology annotation, cellular component: Golgi apparatus; membrane. Lineage: Eukaryota; Viridiplantae; Streptophyta; Magnoliopsida; Sapindales; Anacardiaceae. Gene Ontology annotation, biological process: vesicle-mediated transport. Gene Ontology annotation, molecular function: small GTPase binding. Bases 255 to 1073 code for a protein of 272 amino acids. The record is from RefSeq and is a predicted model, not a curated record. The transcript has 6 exons.
GCUUCUCAUUUUUCUUUACUUUAUCAGAGGCAGCACCAACACCAAAACCGGUCUGUCAGUAGGUCAGCUUCUCUCUCUUUCGUCUUCUCUGUUAACUUCCACACUACGAAAAACCUAACGCCUCUCGAAAAACCUCAACCUCAACAUCAACCUCACUCGAAUCUCGAUCCACUUCAUUUCUCAAAUCCACAAUGCAUCUCUGAACUAUACCUUCAACAACAACACUAACAAAUUCUUCUUCGAUCUCUCUCUCCAUGGACGACUCCUAUAGUAACAUCUCUUCAACCCAGUUGCUCGGUUCAGUUCCCGCCGUUGUUGGUGAAGAAAAUAAAAACACAAACUAUGAGGUCCCUGAAGCAAAUAUGCAGACAUUUCCCCCAAAUAAUGGAGGAGCAGGAGGAGGAAGUAGGCAAGGUUAUCAAACUCUUGGAAGUCCAACUGAAGGAUUUGAGCAACAACCAGCAAACAAUUGGAGGGGAGUAUUUAAUGUCGCAUCAUACCAGCAAUAUUUUAAUGUGGAUACAGACAUUGUUGUAAACAGAUUGAUGAGUUCUUUGUACCCUUUUACUGGAGAUUUUUUCAGCAAGAUCGACGCUAACCCUGAUCUAUAUGGGCUUAUCUGGAUCUCCACUACAUUGGUAUUUGUGCUAGCUUCACUUGGAAACUGUGGCACGUACCUCAUGGAAAAACAUACUAGCAGCAGUACUUCUUGGAGCUUUGAUGUCAACUAUAUAAAUGUGGCAGCAAGUGUAAUCUACGGUUAUGCAAUUUUGGUGCCACUUGCAUAUUACUUUUUGAUUCAGUAUAUGGGUUCACAUGCUAGCCUUGUUCGAUUUUGGUGCCUGUGGGGAUAUUCUCUCUUUGUCUUUAUUGUGAGCUCUUUUUUACUUCUUGUCCCCGUUGAGUUUCUCCGGUGGGUGAUCAUACUGAUCGCUGGUACCGUCUCAUCUUGCUUUGUUGCCUUGAACCUGAGAUCUUAUAUAGAGGGGAAUGAUCUCACAAUACUGGUGGUUGCUUCCUUCUUUUUGCAAAUGGCUCUGGCAGUCUUCAUCAAGGCCUGGUUCUUUCCAUAGCCUCGUCUCUGAGAUCUAAUUUUGAACCCGCUGUUUGCUUGUUCGUGGGAAUUAACUGUAUGAUAGCCUUGGAGGAAUCUGGAUUUUGUUUGGAAGCGUAAUUUCUAUAUGUUUUGAGAUUGGUGAUUUGGAAUGGUCACACUAUAGUUCAGUUAAAAUAGUUUGAAACAUGGUA